Messenger RNA from Pectinophora gossypiella (pink bollworm), 2597 nucleotides. RefSeq names its product protein nessun dorma (gene nesd). Gene Ontology annotation, biological process: spermatogenesis; male meiosis cytokinesis. The transcript has 10 exons. The coding region runs from base 110 to 1630 and encodes 506 amino acids. The record is from RefSeq and is a predicted model, not a curated record. Lineage: Eukaryota; Metazoa; Arthropoda; Insecta; Lepidoptera; Gelechiidae.
AAUAGAACGGUCGGUCGCCGUAAUUUAUUCUAAAAGCGUGAUUUUAUCUAAUUUUUUAAUAAAAUAUUUAAUUAAAGAGUGAAUAUUAGUGUAAAAUUAUUCCUUAAUCAUGCCAGCAGUAUACUCCUUCACCCGAUCACACCAGGACACCUUACAGCAACUGAUCCGUGUCUUCAGCUCGGGCGGCACGGCUCGCGAGCAAUGGAGUCUCCAAGCAGAGAUGCUGGUUGAACCCGUCGGCUGGGACGGACUCUGGAAGCUUUCUAAAGAGUUUUGUAAGAAAUUUGAGGUACGGUUUCCUUGUGUAGCCUACAUCUCCGUCACAUCAGUGGACUUUGAGGGCCUGUCUGCGAAUGUAGAAGUACUGAGUGUGCAACAUGAAUCCGUCACUUUACCAGAGUCCAUUGAAGACGUCCCAUUGAUUGAGCUCUGGCCAACAACGAAGCAACGGGAACACUGCAUCGAUGUCGCUACCACGGCUGAGUUUAUUGAUUUGAUGAGAUUCUUCUACAACAACAUCUGGAUGCCCUGGGACGAUCAGGACGACAAAGUCCUGCUGCCCAACACGAUAGAAGAGCGCAUGCAGCUAUGGACGGAGCUCCACGACGGCAGUAUCCCCAACUGUGUGGCUCGCUCCAUCGUGCUGCUACGGAAUAGCGCCAUCGAUGCUCACAACAAGCUCAAGCAGCUGGACUCUUCGCUGUGCGAGGACGAUUCGGGUGAUGAAGACGAUUCCCUCCUGCCACCAAAUUACAUAACGCUCUGCGCAGAGUUGACGGCCCGUCUGGAUGCGCACAUGUCUAAAUGGACGCUGUACGAGAAAGCGCUCAUCAGAGAACAAUACUUAGCUAAGAUGAAGAACAAAUGGCAGAACAACAAAACUAAAAGAAAUGUGGUGGUGCUCUGGCAAGGUGGUCCAGCCAGCGAACUUCAGCAAAUCUCUUCACGAGUAUCCUCGCUGGUGUCCCCGCAACAGCUAGUGUCGGUACGCGCAUGCGCAGAACAGGCUCUCACUUUGGAGCCGGAGCUACUGCUGCUGUGCAGUCCACUAUGUGAGCUGCCCGAGGUGCCACUCUCGCUCAUACAGAUAGCUAGCUUCAAUGGAGCAACACUAAAAGCAUCGGAUAUGCGCUCCUGCCUGCUGAUGUUAAGCGAAGAAUGUUCACUACGAGACCUGCAGCUGCACUGUACACACGUCAACACAGUACUGGUGAUGCGAGCUGGCACCCUCCACGUACACGGCUGCAGCUUACUGGAUGACUCCACCACCUCACAGAGUGACUUCGCUCAAGGCGUCGUAGCAAUGUCGGAGGCAGUGGUGCUCAUUGAAGAUACCACCUUCGACAACUUCUACUCCGGCAUCGUCGUACACAAAGGAGCUCAUGUGGAGCUGCGAAACUGCACGAUAAAGAACUGCGGCGUGGGCAUACAGAUGUACUCGGGGUCGUUCGUCAAACUGUCCGGCACCACCAUCACACACUGCUCCGAACAGAGCAUACGCUGUGAACUAGACUCCACAGCCGAGAAGACCAACAGCGUGGACGGUCUACACAUACUGCCCAAUUGUACGAUCGGCUCCGGAGAUAUGAACAAGGAGGUGCUGAUAGUACACCAAGACGUCGACUUGUAACAACAACUUGAGGUGAUAUUCCAUUGGCAAUAGUAUUAGUAGUCUCUCUUCUCACCGUGUGGGUUGUGAGGUGGAAUACCAACCUCAUCAACCACAUUAAUUAAAGCAGUAGAAGUGGUAGUAGAACUAUUGGGUUGUUUCCUAGGUCAAAGAUAAGUUAUUAAAUUCGGAUUACAAAAUAAAAACAUAUGGUAAAGGUGAUUAAAAACGUUUUCUUUUUCUAUUUAACUUAUUUACAAUUUUUAAUAUAGAAAAAUGUUAUAAAACGUGCGAUAUUUUGUCACAUUUUUCUAUGACGUCCCAGGUUGCUUUUCGAUACAAAUUCUAUACUAAUUUCGUUUAGUAAAAAGUAACUGAUUUGACUAGUUGGAAACUAGCCUAUUGCCACAUCACUGGAUAUGCAAUGAGGAAUUGCAAAAGUUAUGUAAAAAAGAGCUUUAUCGCCUAGCCUUUAAGCGGAUAAGAUCACAGUACAGUCAUGAGCAAUAUAAUGUACCCACUUUAGGACUCUGUUGCACUAACUUAUUUGACAUUUAGUGAGACUUACAGUUCAAUUUGUCAAAAAAGUUAAUGUGACAAGGUACCAAAAUGUAUAUAUAGUAAUGCUCGUGACCGGACGCCCAGACCCAGAGGGGGUGAAGUCGGCCCCCAAUACGAAUAGGUGCAGGGCUGAGAGUUACCGUUACUCUGUAUGUUUAUACCUUAUAUAUAGAAAUAAAAUAUUUGAUUACACUUCAUUUUAAUGUAUUUAAAGUGCCUUAUUACCUUUAAAUGAUCUUGAAGCAUCAUCGUGCAGCUUUAAUGUAAUGUUAAUAGGUUGAUGGUAGAUAGAAUGUACCUUUUUAAGUUUUUAUAACGUUUAUCUCACUAGAUGGUAAUAUUUGUGAUGUUUUUAAUAAGAUACUUUUUAAUUAUGUAACAUGUUCUUUUUGUUUUGAUAAUAUAAAAUACACUUGAGAAACUAUUA